This is a messenger RNA of Prunus armeniaca (apricot), 183 nucleotides long. The record is from the annotation of a GenBank genome assembly. Lineage: Eukaryota; Viridiplantae; Streptophyta; Magnoliopsida; Rosales; Rosaceae.
AUGGGCGGCAUCAUCGUAUGCUCGACAUUUGUUGCCCGGGGUUAUCUCCCGGAGUACUCCUAUGGCCGAUCUGGCGAUCUGUCACCCAACCUACUUAAACAACCUCAAAGGCUUGACCCAAGUGACACCGUUGCAAUUCUCAUCUAUUCCGCUGCAAUUCACCUACCUAUCUGCCAUGGCUGA